AUGCAUCGGUUGGGGUCGAGGGGAGUGUUGCUGCUGCUGUGUUGUACGGCAGUAUGUGUGUCUGGGAUGAGGAGAGAGUACUUCCUCAGGAUAGAGGAGGUGUCUUGGAACUACGCCCCAAGUGGGAUGAACAUCAUUCAAAACCGCACACUUCAGGAGGAUGAAGAAGCCUCAGUGUUUUUAAAGAGAGGCCCCCAGCGUAUCGGCUCCAUCUACAAGAAGGCUGUGUACAAGCAGUACACCGACUCCUCCUACAGGACAGAGGUGCUGAAGGCGGACUGGUUGGGCUACCUGGGACCCCUGCUGAUGGCCGAGGAGGGAGACACAGUGAUCGUCCACCUGAAGAACACGGCAAACAGACCUUACAGCAUCCACCCACAUGGACUGAACUACACCAAGGGAAAUGAGGGAGCCCUAUACCCAGACGGUACUGGUCCAGAGCUGAAGCGUGACGACUCGGUGGCUACUGGUACAAUAGUGACAUAUGAGUGGACCCUCCCAGAGAGCCACAGCCCAACAGCACAGGAUGGCAACUGCAUGACCAGAUUCUACCACUCCCACGUCAGCCCACCAAAAGACAUCAACUCAGGACUGAUAGGACCCCUCAUCGUCUGUAAGACAGGAACUCUGGACUUACAUGGAGACAGGUCAGGAGACUAUCUGUACGCUCUGCUGUUCAUGGUGUCAGACGAGAACUUCAGCUGGUAUCUGGACGACAACAUCAGGACGUACAUUACGAAUCCUGCCAGUGGCCUGAAGGAGGACGAAGAUUUCAUUGAGAGCAACAAAAUGCACGGUAUAAACGGUUUUCUGUACGGUAACCUGCCUGGACUAAGCAUGUGCCAAGGCAACAAGAUCCACUGGCAUAUGAUUGGAUUAGGCAAUGAGGUGGACAUCCAUUCAGUUCAUUUCCAUGGCCAGAUCCUGACCACUCAGAACCACCACACAGACACAGUCAGCCUUUUCCCCGCCUCCAGCACUACAGUUGAAAUGGUGGCUGACAACCCCGGACACUGGCUGCUGACGUGCACCGUUAAUGACCAUUUGAUGGCUGGAAUGCAGGCUAUAUUUGAGAUCAAGAAGUGUUUCCCCAACGUCCAUAAGCCCCGGCCACACGGUGAGCUCAGACCGUUCUUCAUCGCUGCUGAAGAAGAAGUCUGGGACUACGCUCCUACGCCGCCUACUGAAGGUGAAGCAGAAAUGUUUGUAACCAGAAGUCGAAACCGUAUUGGAAGCCGCUAUAAGAAGGUUCGCUAUGUGGAAUACACUGACAACACCUUCAUGACAAAGAUGCUACGCAACCCUGAGGAGCAACACCUUGGAAUUCUGGGUCCUGUGCUGCGAGCUGAGGAGAAGGACACUAUCAGGGUGGUGUUUAAGAACAAAGCCAGCCGGCCUUACAGUAUACAACCACAUGGUGUUCAGUACAGUGUAGAACAGGAUGGGACGCUCUACCACAAUGAACUGGAAGAGUCCCAUACAGCAAAGAAACUGCGGGAGCUAAGGAGGCAACCAAGAGUGGUGACCCCUCCCCCAGCUGCUCUGGUCAGACCUGGAACGGUGCACACCUACGAGUGGACGGUGCCAUUGGGUGCCGGUCCGGUAGAAGGGGAGGCUGACUGUCUGUCCUAUCUGUACUACUCUGGAGUGGACCCUGUUAAAGACACCAACUCUGGACUGGUUGGACCGCUCCUCGUCUGUCGACCUGGAUCACUGAAAAAAGGAGUACAGAAAAACUAUAACAAAGAGUUCCACCUCAUGGCCACAAUAUUUGACGAGAACCUGAGCUGGUAUCUGGACGACAACAUUAGGCAGCUAACCAUUGCUCCCACUACUGCCAACAAGGAGGAUGAGGGCUUUAUAGAAAGCAACAAGAUGCAUGCCAUCAAUGGCUUUGUGUAUAGGAACCUCCCAGGCCUGACCAUGUGUAAGGGGGAUAAAGUGACGUGGCACGUGUCAGGAUUGGGUUCAGAGACGGACAUCAUCAGUCUUUACUUCCAGGGAAACCGCUUCAUCUACCGCCAGAACAGACGAGACACCAUCAGCGUCUUCCCUCAUAUAUCACACACCGUCACCAUGGAGCCAGACAGCAUGGGUCAGUUUGAAGUGGCGUCCGCCACAGUGAAUCAUUACCGUGGUGGGAUGAGAGCCAACUACACGGUAAAUAAGUGCAGCGUGUUUCAACGUCAGGGUGAGAUUAUGCUCCACUCAAAAACCUACUACAUCGCCGCCAUGGAAAUGGACUGGGACUACUCUCCAAACCGCACCUGGGAGGCUGAGAUGUUCCGCGGUCUGGAAAACCCUGCUCCAGUCUUCCUGGACCAGCAGGGUGGGUUUAUAGGCUCCCGUUACAAGAAGGUGGUCUACCGCCAGUUCACCAAUAACAAGUUUGUCAAGCAGGUGGAAAGAACAGCCGAUAUGGAACACCUCGGCAUUAUGGGUCCAAUGAUUCACGCUGAUGUGGGAGACAAAGUGACGGUGGUUUUUAAAAACAUGGCGACCAGGCCUUAUUCUAUCCACGCCCAUGGAGUCAAGACAGACACCCCGGAUGUUCAUAUCACCCCUGCAGGUGAGACUCACUCCUACCACUGGUAUGUUACAAAGAAUACAGGACCAACCCCAGAGCAGGAGGAUUGCUCUGUGUCAGCAUACUACUCCACUGCUGAUGUUUCCAAGGACCUGUACAGCGGUCUGAUAGGUCCUUUGGUGAUCUGUCGCCGUAGCUGGGGCAGGAGUCUUGGUUUGAAGAAGGAAGUAGAAGAGUUUGCGCUGCUUUUCCUGGUUUUUGAUGAGAAUGAAAGCUGGUAUCUGGAUGAAAAUAUCAGGACCCACAUCAGGAACCCUCGCACAAACUUGAAGGAUGAUGAAACCUUUAUAGAGAGCAACAAGAUGCACUCCAUUAAUGGUUUUAUGUAUGGAAAUCUGAAUGGUUUGACCAUGGAGGUGGGUGAUAAGGUGUACUGGUACCUGAUGGGAAUGGGCAACGAAGUGGACAUACACACCGCUCACUGGCAUGGACACAGUGUGGAAUAUAAGCUGGGUGGAGGUCCUCAUCGUACUGACGUGUAUGAGCUGUUUCCAGCCACCUUCCAGACAGUAAAGAUGCGUCCUCAGUAUCCUGGUACCUGGCUGCUCCACUGUCAUGUCAUCGACCACAUUAAAGCUGGCAUGGAGGCCAUGUAUACUGUUACUGAGAAAGCAAAGAAGACGGGAAUCUUUGGCUGAACAGUUGAGGAAAAAGGGAUCCACAAAGAAGACCGCAGAGACAAGCUAGAAUUAGAUUUCAGGACCCAAUUCACUAAACGCUCUUUGUGAAUUAAUAUGAACAGUUACUUGUGCAAAGCCGAGAUAAUUACAGCUCAGAAUAAAACAUCACAUCUCAGGUCAUUUUAUAUAAAAAUGUGCAUUUUUUCAAAUUCUCUAACUGCUUUGAUGUUUACCAAAUGACACUGAAUACUGUAAGAAUACCGACAAAUAAAUAAAGAUUAGUGAAACAGUUAAA
Molecule: messenger RNA, 3502 nt
Organism: Sebastes umbrosus (honeycomb rockfish)
Lineage: Eukaryota; Metazoa; Chordata; Actinopteri; Perciformes; Sebastidae
Gene: cp
Product: ceruloplasmin
Exons: 24
Coding region: 1-3225 (1074 amino acids)
Biological process (GO): iron ion transport
Cellular component (GO): plasma membrane
Molecular function (GO): oxidoreductase activity; copper ion binding
Source: RefSeq, a predicted model, not a curated record